Molecule: messenger RNA, 1899 nt
Organism: Linnemannia hyalina
Lineage: Eukaryota; Fungi; Mortierellomycota; Mortierellomycetes; Mortierellales; Mortierellaceae
Source: the annotation of a GenBank genome assembly
AUGGAUCGCCGAGAAGAACUGGAAAAGAAGAGACUAAAGUUGGCGGAGCUGAGGAGGGCCCGCCUGGAGCGACGAGACGCCCUUAUGGCGCCUCAACCUACAAGGGCAAGUACCUCUACCCCAGGAAGUACGAGUUCUCGUCGUGACCUGGACGACCUUGUCGCCUCGCUUGUCGACCGACCAGCUACACCAACAUUGACCAUUGAUGGGAGCUCGGACGCAGGAUCCGACAGAGGGGCCACCUCCAGCUCUGCUGUCAUGUCGCCGCCUCCUUACCCUACUGAAUCUCAAGGAGGUCUUCCCCAUGGUGCUUUGCCAUUUGGAGGACGGCUGAUUCCAGAGUUCACCUCCGUCGAGGCUGUCAUUUUUGAUAUCCCUCCCAAGGAGCGAGUCGUUUACAACAAGGAGGUUCAGACUGUGGAGGGUUCAUUCGAGCCUCAGGGCCCUAGCGAAGAGGAACUUAGGGAGCAAAUCAAAGAGGAGUUUGCCAAGGAGGAGCAACUUCGAUUGGAAAUACUAGAGGCAGAACGUUUGGAGAACGAGGCAGUGGUCCCUCAGGAAGCACCUGAGCUGACUGACGAGGAGCGCAAGUCAAUUGUGCAAUCGGCCGAGUUUGUCGAUUUCAUUGACCACUCGUCCAAGAUUCUGGAGAGAGCCAUGACGGAGAAGUACGACUUUAUGAAGGAUUAUACCCUGGGCCUUGACGAUGACACUGAGGACCUCAACGGAAGCAGAAUGAGGCUCGUGAGCUCGUUCCAUGACGACAGAUGGUCCAAGAACAGAUCUGUCACGGAUGUGGGGUGGUCUACUAAGCACCCCGAGUUGCUUGUAUCAUCCUACAACAAGAACCCUUUGGCAGUCAACGAACCCGAUGGAAUUGUCUGCGUUUGGAACAUUCACUUGGCAGACCGUCCCGAGUUUGUCUUCCACUCGCAAUCGGAUGUUCUCACUGUGCGAUUCUCGGACUUCCACCCCAACCUUAUCAUCGGAGGCACCUACUCUGGACAGAUUCUUCUCUGGGACACUCGCGCAAAGUCCUUGCCCGUCCUGAAGACUCAUCUCUCUGUGGGUGGCCAUACCCAUCCAGUGUACGCCCUCGACAUGGUCGGCACUCAAAACGCUCACAACUUGGUCAGUGUCAGUACGGAUGGAACCAUGUGCUCAUGGCAGCUGGAUAUGUUGGCACAGCCUCAGGAAACUCUGGCGUUGGACAAUCCUUCCCACCCUACGACUGAUGAGGUUGCUGUCACGACCCUUGGGUUCCCUGAUGGUGAGACCAAUGCCUUCUGGGUCGGCACUGAAGAAGGAAAUGUCUACCAGGCAAACCGAUAUGGACGGGCCCAAAGCAAAGCUGGAAUCAACACUGCCUACUCGUACAAGGGACAUUUUGGACCUAUUACAGGACUUCACUUCCACCCACUGUUCGGACCUAUGGACUUUUCCGACCUGUACCUGACCAGUUCGGUUGACUGGACUGUCAAGUUGUGGAGAAAGCGGACUCACCCUAAGCUACCCACACCUGACAAUGCAGUUGUUCAUCCACUAUACUCGUUCGAGACUGCGGAUGACUAUGUCUAUGAUGUCAAGUGGUCUCCUACACACCCUGCGAUCUUUGGAACUGUAGAGGGCAGCGGCAAGUUUGAGGUUUGGAACCUGAACCUUGAUACCGAAGUCCCUGUGAUGAGCACAGUUGUUGGGGCCGGAAAGGCAUUAAACAAGCUGAGCUGGAGUAAGGAUGGCCGCCAUGCUGCUAUCGGUUCGAGCGACGGACAUGUCUAUGUCUAUGACAUUGGCGAGAUGGCUACGCCGCGCGCUGAGGACUGGAAUGUCCUGCAGAGGACGGUGAACGAGAUGAUAUCCACCCAAACCCACGGCAACACCCUUGGCAACGACUACUAG